GCCACCCAAAAUCAAAAACAAAAAAACAAAGCUUUCAGCUUCACCUAUAAAUAGAGUCAGCCACCUCACACAAUCAUCGUUCGUUCAUCUGUUCGUUAGAUCCAACUACACCCCCCAUCUACCCCUCACCUCACCCUCCAUCAUCUUUUCCAUAUCUUAAGAUUAAGAAGAAAUGGCGCGCAAGAAGAUCAGAGAGUAUGACUCCAAGAGGUUGGUGAAGGAGCACUUUAAGAGACUCUCUGGCAAGGAGUUGCCAAUCAAGUCUGCACAAGUUACAGGGUCCACUGAUUUCAGUGAGCUGCAAGACAAGGAACCGUGGCUUUCAUCUUCUAAAUUGGUUGUGAAACCUGACAUGUUGUUUGGGAAGCGUGGCAAGAGCGGUUUGGUUGCAUUAAAUUUGGAUUUUGCACAGGUUGCUUCAUUUGUGAAAGAGCGUCUUGGAAAGGAGGUUGAGAUGGGUGGAUGCAAAGGACCCAUAACAACUUUCAUUGUUGAACCAUUCAUCCCCCACAAUGAAGAGUUUUACCUUAACAUUGUCUCUGAGAGACUCGGGAACAGCAUAAGCUUUUCAGAAUGUGGAGGAAUUGAUAUUGAAGAAAAUUGGGAUAAGGUUAAGACUGUAUUUAUUCCAACGGGAGUGUCUCUUACAUCAGAAAUUGUUGCUCCACUUGUUGCAACCCUUCCCUUGGAGAUCAAGGGAGAAAUUGAGGAAUUUCUUAAGGUGAUUUUCACUCUGUUUCAAGACCUGGAUUUCACUUUCUUAGAGAUGAACCCUUUCACAUUGGUUGAUGGAAAGCCUUGUCCUUUGGAUAUGAGAGGCGAGCUUGAUGACACUGCUGCUUUCAAGAACUUCAAGAAAUGGGGAAACAUUGAAUUUCCAUUGCCAUUUGGAAGGGUUAUGAGUGCGACUGAGUCUUUCGUUCAUGAAUUAGAUGAAAAGACAAGUGCAUCUUUAAAAUUCACAGUGUUGAACCCAAAGGGCCGAAUUUGGACAAUGGUUGCCGGGGGAGGUGCUAGUGUCAUCUACGCUGAUACAGUAGGAGAUCUUGGCUUUGCAUCUGAACUUGGAAAUUAUGCCGAGUAUAGUGGUGCACCCAAGGAAGAUGAGGUCUUGCAGUAUGCCAGAGUUGUGAUUGAUUGUGCAACUGCAAACCCUGAUGGCCAAAAGAGAGCUCUUGUGAUAGGAGGAGGCAUAGCUAACUUUACUGAUGUUGCUGCUACAUUUAGCGGCAUAAUUCGGGCACUAAAGGAGAAGGAAUCAAAGUUAAAAGCGGCAAGGAUGCACAUUUACGUGAGGAGAGGGGGUCCGAACUACCAGAAGGGUCUAGCUUUAAUGCGAGCACUUGGAGAGGAAAUUGGCAUCCCCAUUGAGGUUUAUGGACCUGAAGCAACAAUGACUGGUAUAUGCAAAGAGGCAAUACAGUGCAUUACUGCUGCCGCUUAGCUUUCCAUUAUAAGACAAUGCCUUGUUUUAUGGUAUUUUCAUGGCAAGUCAUAUUUCCCUUCCCAUCCCAGAAAUUUGGAAAUUUAGAGCGUAUGUUUGUAAAAUCAAGCCAUCCAAAAAAGAGUGGCUGAGAAUGUUGUUCAUUUUUUGUACAAUUCUGAUGGCACUGUCUUGACACAAUAAAGAGUGUGUUUUUCA
This is a messenger RNA of Lotus japonicus, 1642 nucleotides long. Its product is annotated as ATP-citrate synthase alpha chain protein 1. The record is from RefSeq and is a predicted model, not a curated record. The transcript has 13 exons. Gene Ontology annotation, molecular function: succinate-CoA ligase (ADP-forming) activity. The coding region runs from base 173 to 1444 and encodes 423 amino acids. NCBI's taxonomy places the organism in Eukaryota, Viridiplantae, Streptophyta, Magnoliopsida, Fabales, Fabaceae. Gene Ontology annotation, biological process: succinyl-CoA metabolic process; tricarboxylic acid cycle. Gene Ontology annotation, cellular component: succinate-CoA ligase complex.